CAUCGGGUUUCAUGCACCUGCUUCCUGCUGGAAAUGGGAGACUGGUCAAUUCUUGGCCGCUUCCUAACAGAGGUUCAAAACCACUCCACAGUCAUUGGUAAGAUAUGGCUGACCAUGCUGCUCAUCUUCCGCAUCCUGCUCGUGGCCCUGGUGGGUGACGCCGUCUACAGUGACGAGCAGUCCAAGUUCACCUGCAACACCCUCCAGCCCGGCUGCAACAACGUGUGCUACGACACCUUCGCUCCGGUCUCCCACUUGCGAUUCUGGGUCUUUCAGAUCGUCCUCGUAUCCACGCCCUCGAUUUUCUACAUUGUCUAUGUCUUGCAAAAAAUCACCAAGAAUGAAAAGGUGGAGGUGAAGAAGAUCGAAGUGGUGCCCAGGUCCUCACCUGCCCUUGAAAGGGUCAGACAUGUGGAGGAAGUUAAGGAGAGCGGCGUCACUUACAACACAAAUGAGGCCUGGAGCUCUCGGGAGGGCGAGUGUGAGGAGAAGGGUCAGCUGGAGGAGGACAUGAAGGAAGUAGGGAAGGACCCAACUCAGCUCUCCAGCCAAGUGCUACUCAUCUACAUCAUACAUGUGCUGCUGCGCUCCAUCAUGGAGAUAAUCUUCCUCAUUGGGCAGUAUUACCUCUUUGGAUUCGAAGUCCCACACCUUUUCCGCUGUGAAACCUACCCCUGUCCAAACCGAACUGACUGCUUCGUGUCCCGAGCCACAGAGAAAACCAUCUUUCUCAACUUCAUGUUCAGCGUCAGUCUCGGUUGCUUCAUCUUGAACAUUGUGGAGCUGCAUUAUCUGGGCUGGAUCUACAUUUUCCGGGUGCUCUUCUCCGCGUGCUGCACAUGCUGCGACACAAACAGGGACCCCAUGCAGGUGGAGCUGUAUUCAGACAACAACCCACUGCUGCUGGAGCUCAAACACUCCUUGCGUGGCAGGGUUGUCCUGCAGACCUCAUCUGCCACAUCGUGCGACAAGAUCGGUGGCGUCCCAAACCAGGGCCCGGCCAUCUCCUUCGAGACGGACUCUACGCUGGAGUGCACAUCCAAGAGAAAUGUCGAUGAGAAGGAGCGCGCCAAAACCAGACAGCACAAUAUGGCGAAGAUAGGAAGGGGCAAGAAGUCCUGGCUGUGA
Messenger RNA from Limanda limanda (common dab), 1128 nucleotides. RefSeq names its product gap junction delta-2 protein-like. The coding region runs from base 34 to 1128 and encodes 364 amino acids. NCBI's taxonomy places the organism in Eukaryota, Metazoa, Chordata, Actinopteri, Pleuronectiformes, Pleuronectidae. The transcript has 2 exons. The record is from RefSeq and is a predicted model, not a curated record. Gene Ontology annotation, biological process: cell communication. Gene Ontology annotation, cellular component: connexin complex.